AUGGGAUCAGUUUGUGCAAAGAAAAAAGAAACAAGAAUUAAUUAAGUAAUUUAAGAAUAGUCUGCUUCAUUUUGUAUACCUGAUUAAUAAUCCUCUUUGUUACUCUAAGAUAAAAAGACUCAGCCUUAAACAUUAAUUAAGGUAAAGAUCCCUAAAGUAAUUAAUAUUAUUAGUUCUUUCUUAGAAAAACAAAAAAGUAAGAGAAACUGUUAAAGCGAUAACACUUAAAAAUGAAGAAGUAAAUAUAUAUAGAUUAUAUAUAAAGGGAUAAAAAAUGCUUAAUGAUUAUGUUUUUGAUGAAUUUUUAGGAUAAGGUGCUUUUGGUAAAGUUAAACUGGCACAUAAGAAAGGAUAACCUACUCAAAGAUUUGCUAUAAAAAUACUAAAAAAGAGUAAACUUAAACGAUAAAGAGAGUUUGUUAAAGAUGCUAAUGGAAGUAUAACUACUCAUUCAAUUUAAAAUAGAUCUUGUUGUUAAAGAUGCUUUAUAAGAUGUAAGAAAAGAAAUAGCAAUAAUGAAAAAAAUAAGACACAAUAAUCUUAUUUAACUUUAUGAAGUAAUUGAUAAUCCAACAAGUGAUAAAUUGUUUAUGGGUAAAUUACUUAAUUUAUCAUAAUUUAGUACUUGAAUUUGCAGAAGGAGGUUAACUGAUUGAAUGGGAUGAUGAUGAAGGCAAAUUUUAUAAAUUGAAUGAAGAUGAAGAAUUAACAGAAGCUUUACUUUCUUCUUUAUUUAGAGAUUGUAUUAAAGGUUUAGCAUUCCGUAUUCUAUUUUAAUAUAUAUAUAAAUAGUUCAUAAAAAUAAAAUUGUUCAUAGAGAUCUUAAACCAUAAAAUGUCUUAAUGUCUGGAAAGACUGCUAAAAUUGCAGAUUUUGGAGUUUCAUAAGUUGUUGGUUCUAAAAAUGAUGUUCUUGAUAAUACAUAAGGAACUUAUUAUUUUAUGCCUCCAGAAGCUUGUGAUAAAGAAACUGCUAAAGAUGGAUAUUCAGGUAAAGCUGCUGAUAUUUGGGCCCUUGGUAUAACCUUUUUUGCAUUUACAUAUUUAAGUGUACCAUUUACUGGAGAUAGUAUUCCUGAUAUUCUUAAAAAUAUAUCAUAAAAUGAGUAAAUCUAUUAUUAGAUUAUUUAGAGUUAUUUUCCCAUAAAACUUUACUAUUAGUGAUGGACUUAAAGAAUUUAUACAUUUCAUUUUAAAUAAAGAUCCUAAAUAAAGACCAACUAUUUAUGAAAUUGCAAAACAUCCUUGGAUUAAUUAAAGUUCAGCUAAUCUUUUAGAUGAAAUGUAUUAUAAUUUACAUUAUUAUAGGGAUUAAGAAGAUAAAAUUAUGGAAAUCUCAUAAAUUGAUAUAGAUAAUGCAUAUUCUUUGGUUUCAUUAAUGAAAAUUAAGAGUUGGGCUUAAAAAUGGAGAACUGAAUCUAAUCUUAAAAAAGCAGGACCAUAAACUCCUGUUGAAGAAAUAGAGAUUAAAUGA
This is a messenger RNA of Paramecium sonneborni, 1473 nucleotides long. Lineage: Eukaryota; Ciliophora; Oligohymenophorea; Peniculida; Parameciidae. The record is from the annotation of a GenBank genome assembly.